UUCAGGUUCGCAGACCGGCUGCGGUGAGGCUGACCGCGCGCGCACACACGCACGUUCCGCGUUAUCGGCGUGAUUAGGCGGCGGUGGGCUGUUCGCAGAGCGCGGGGUCACCAAACACGGGACAUCGGCCUUGUACUGGGACGGAAUCGCCCUGUUGGUGAUUCGAUUGCCUGUGUCAGCGGGGCUGUAAUGCGGCGCAAGGCGGAGGGGAGCCCAGCCCGGGUGCACUGAGAGCCUGGACUGCAUCUACGCCCGUCCGCACGCGCAUCGUCAGGGCUGGAGGUGCAGGCUGGUUUGGGGAAGCAGGCGCGAUGGCCAGUGCCUCCACUGACCUGGACAACGCUGAGGCCCAGAGACAACUAAACAACAACAACCGGCCCACCAGCACAGGAUUCUGGGAAACAGAGACCACCAGCUCCAAACUCUUUGAGUGCUCUCGCAUUAAAGCACUAGCAGAUGAGAGAGAUGCAGUCCAGAAGAAAACAUUCACUAAGUGGGUGAACGCUCACCUGGCCCGUGUGUCCUGUCGCAUCUCUGACCUUUACAACGACCUGAGGGACGGCUACAUGCUCACCAGGCUGCUGGAGGUUCUCUCUGGAGAAUUGCUGCCUCGUCCAACACGAGGCCGCAUGCGGAUCCACUGCCUGGAGAACGUUGAUAAGGCUCUGCAGUUCCUCAAAGAGCAGAGGGUUCAUCUGGAGAACGUUGGGUCGCAUGAUAUUGUCGACGGCAACCACCGCCUCACCCUCGGCCUCAUCUGGACCAUCAUCCUGCGCUUCCAGAUCCAGGUGAUUAAGAUCGAGACCGAGGACAACAGGGAGACGCGUUCAGCCAAGGAUGCUCUGCUGCUUUGGUGCCAGAUGAAAACAGCAGGGUAUCCUGAGGUUAAUAUUCAUAAUUUCACCACAUGCUGGAGGGAUGGACUGGCUUUCAAUGCACUUAUUCACCGGCACAGACCUGAUCUGAUCGAGUUUCAUAAGCUGACCAGAUCGAACGCCACGCACAAUCUCCAGCAAGCCUUCAACAUCGCUGAGCAGAGUCUAGGACUCGCCAAGUUACUGGAUCCAGAAGAUGUGAACACGGAGAAUCCUGAUGAGAAGUCCAUUAUAACAUACGUAGUGUCGUACUAUCACUACUUCUCCAAAAUGAAAGCUCUGAUCGUCGAGGGCAAGAGGAUCGGAAAGGUGCUGGACAAUGCCAUUGAAGCCGAGAAGGUCAUUCAGCGCUACGAUGCUCUGGCCUCGGAGCUGUUGGAGUGGAUUGAAAAGACGAUUAGCAUCAUCAGCAACCAGAAGUUUGCUAACUCGCUAACAGGAGUACAGCAACAGCUUCAAGCCUUUACAACCUACUGCACCAUCGAGAAGCCUAUAAAGUUCCAGGAGAAAGGAAACCUGGAGGUGCUGCUCUUCACCAUCCAAAGCAAACUCAGAGCUAACAACCAGAAGCCAUAUGUGCCUCACGAAGGAAAACUCAUCUCCGACAUCAACAAGGCCUGGGAGCGGCUGGAGAAGGCAGAGCAUGAGAGGGGCGUGGCUCUGAGGAAGGAGCUAAUUCGUCAGGAGAAGCUAGAGCUACUCGCUCAGCGCUUUGAUCACAAGACCACCAUGAGGCAGGCGUGGCUCAAUGAGAACCAGCGGCUCGUUUCACAGGAUAACUUUGGCUAUGACCUGCCUGCGGUGGAGGCGGCCAUGAAGAAACAUGAGGCGAUCGAGGCGGAUAUUUCGUCCUAUGAGGAACGUAUCGGCGUGGUGGUGGAGCUGGCAGCUGAGAUGGAGGCGGAGGGUUACUAUGACAUCCGGCGCAUCCUGGCGCGUAAGGAGAACAUCCUGGGCCAGUGGAGUCUGCUGAAGGAGCUGGUGGUGGGGAGGAAAACUCGGCUGGAGAAGAACCUCGCUCUCCAGAAAACCUUCCAGGAGAUGGUCUACAUGAUUGACUGGAUGGAGGAGAUGCAGGUGCAGCUUCUGUCUAAAGAUUACGGGAAACACCUGCUGGAGGUGGAGGAUCUGCUGCAGAAGCACGGCCUGCAGGAGGCCGACAUCAGCGUCCAGGCAGAGAGAGUCCAAACUCUGAACACGGCCGCUCUGAAGUUCACCACCAUCGAGGGUUAUCAGCCAUGUGAUCCUCAGGUGAUCUGUAACAGGGUGAAUCAUGUUAGUACAUGUCUGGAGGAGCUGAAGCAGCUGGCGGGGAAGCGGCGCUCCGAGCUGGAGGACUCUCGGGAGCUGUGGGCUUUUUUCCAGGAGGUCGAAGAGUCCGAGGUCUGGAUCCGGGAGAAGACGUCCAUCCUGGCCACUCAGAGCUGCGGGAAGGACCUGAGCAGCGUGCUGAGGCUCCUGCAGAAGCACAAGGGCCUGGCCGGAGAGCUGCUGGCGCGCCGUGCUCUGCUCCAGCAGACCAUGAAGAAGGGCAAGCAGAUCCUCACUCAGAAGAGCUUCGGCACCGCCGGCAUCCAGGAGAGGCUGAUGGACGUGAAGGGAGAGUGGAGGAGGCUGGAGGACCAGGCUGCUCAGAGACUCGGUCAUCUACAGGAGGCGCUAAACUUUUUCCAGUUCACGGCAGAGAUGGACGACCUGCUGGCCUGGCUGCAGGAUGAGUACAGGCUCGUGUCCAGUGAAGAUUUCGGACAUGAUGAGUAUUCCACCCAGUCUCUGCUGAAGAAGCACCGCAGCGUUCGGGAGGAUAUCGAUAAGCACCGUCUGCACGUAGUAGCACUGCACAAACACAUGGUGGCGCUGCCGCUGCAGUACCGCGAGCUGGAGGAGGUGCAGAUGCGGCUGGGCGAGGUGGAGCAGCUGUACACCGAGGUCGCGGAGGUGGCAGUGCUGCGGCAGCAGUGGCUCCAUGACGCGCUGGCUGUUUAUCGCAUGUUUAGCGAAGUGAACGCCUGUGAGGUGUGGAUCGAUGAGAAAGAGCAGUGGAUGAACAGGAUGGAGGUUCCAGAGAGGCUGGAGGACAUGGAGGUGGUGGCACACAGGUUUGAAAGCCUGGAUCAGGAGAUGAAUAGCCUGAUGGGACGGAUUCUGGAUGUUAAUCAGAUCGUGCAGCAGCUGCUGGACAGCGGUCACCCCAGCUCCACCGAGGUCAGAGGGUGUCAGGACCACCUUAACAGCAGGUGGAACCAUAUGGUGGAGCUGGUGGAGCACAAGAAGGAUCAUCUGGACUCCAACCUCCGCAUCCAGAACUAUCUGCUGGAGUGCACAGAGAUAAAGUCUCAGAUUCAGGAGAAACGCAAAGCCAUCGAUGCCACGCAGUACGUGGGCAGUGACCUGGGCAGCGUGCUGGCCUUGCAGCGCCGCCUGUCCACCAUGGAGGGCGCUCUAGCUGUUCUGGAGCCCAAACUCAUCCACCUGCAACAGGAGGCCGAGGAACUGGCGACCUCACACCCCAACAAAGCCAUGGAGAUCCUGGUGCCAUUCGAAGGUAUCAGCGUAGAGUGGGAGGAGCUAAAGCGGACGCUACAAGGCUGCGAAGACUCUCUGACCGUAGCCGGACGUCUCCAGCAGUUCAUCCAGGAUCUUGACUCUUUCCUGACGUGGCUGGUCCAGACACAGACGGCCGCGGCCUCGGACGAGCUCCCGAACACUCUGGAAGAAGCGGAGCGGCUGAUCAAUCUGCACGCAGCCCUGAAGGAGGAGAUCGGACGCUAUGAGGAGGAUUACGAGCGCCUGCAGGCGGUGAAUGAGCUGCUGGAGUCUGAAGAUGCUCCGUUACCGUACGCCGCUCUGCAGCAGUGGCUCCGUAAGCUGGACGUGGGCUGGAACAAGCUGCUGGAGAUGUGGGAGAGCCGCAGGGAGGUGCUGGUCCAGGCGCACAUCUUCCACCUGUUUCUGAGGGACGUCAAGCAGGCUGAGGCUUUCCUCAACAACCAGGAGUCAGCCCUCGCCCACGUAGAGCUCCCCACCACAGUGGAGACGGUGGAGGGCGCCAUCAAGAAGCACAAGGAGUUCACCACCACCAUGGAGCUGAACCUGCACCGGAUCAAAGCUGUUAUAGAGGCAGGAGAGAGUCUCAUCAGCCAGAGCAACAUCUACUCUGAGCGGAUCAGAGAACGAGUGGAUUUACUCGCCAUCAGGGGGAACCAGAACCGCGAGCUGGCUCAGCAGUGGCUCAGUAAACUCAACGACCAGUGGGAGCUGCAGAGGUUCCUGCAGGACUGCCAUGAGCUGGGGGACUGGGUGGCAGAGAAGAUGCUGAUGGCUCGUGAGGCGUCCCGCGACGAGACGCAGAAGCUGCAUAAAAAAUGGCUGAAGCACCAGGCCUUCAUGGCAGAGCUGGCGCAGAACAAGGAGUGGCUGGACAAGAUCGAGAAGGAAGGCCAGAAGCUGAUGCAGGAGAAACCUGAGCUGAGCUCCGUGGUCCAGCAGAAGCUGAGUGAGAUCCGGGAGUGCUGGCUGGACCUGGAGAGCACGACUCAGGCCAAGGCCCGGCAGCUGUUUGAGUCCAGCCGAGCUGACCUUCUGGCCCAGAGCUACUCCAGCCUGGACCAGCGGCUGCAGCACCUGGAGGGUCAGCUGGCCCACGAGGACUAUGGCCAGGACCUCACAUCGGUCAACAAGCAACUGAAGAAAUUGCAGACGAUGGAGAACCAGGUGGAACAGUGGUAUAAGGAAGUUGGAGACCUGCAGGUCCAGGCUGCGUCCAUCCCUCAGCAGGGUCAGGUCAUGGAUGUGGUAUCCGAGCGACAGUCUGCCGUUGAAACGCGGAUCGUCCGACUCAUUGAACCUCUGAAGGAGAGGAGGAGGAUCCUCCUGGCUUCUAAAGAGGUGCACCAAGUGGGAAGAGACCUGGAGGAUGAAAUCUUGUGGGUGCAAGAGCGCCUCCCCAUGGCCACCUUGCAGGAGCACGGCAGCAGUUUACAGGCUGUGCAGCAGCUCAUGAAGAAGAACCAGAGCCUGCAGAGGGAGCUGGAGGGUCACCGCGGACGGGUGGAGGACGUGCUGGAGCGCGCGGCGGUCAUCGCCUCCAUCCGCAGCCCGGAGGCAGAGUGCGUGCGGGCCGGGAUGGAGCAGCUGCAGCAGCUGUGGGAGAUGCUGUGGGUGGAGACGGAGCGCAGGCAGCUCAACCUGGACGCCAUGUACCAGGCCCAGCAGUACUACUUCGACAUCACAGAGGUGGAGGCGUGGCUCAGCGAACAGGAGCUACACAUGAUGAACGAGGAAAAAGGAAAGGACGAGCCGAGCACGCUGCAGCUGCUAAAGAAGCACCUGGUUCUAGAGCAGACGAUAGAGGACUACGCUGAAACCAUCGGGCUGCUCUCGCAGCAGUGCAGACAGCUGCUGGAGAUUGGACAUCCAGACAGUGAGCAGAUCAGUAAGCGUCAGUCUCAGAUCGACCGGCUGUACGUCUCCCUGAAGGACCUGGUGGAGGAGAGGAAGUGUGGUCUGGAGCAGCAGUACUGGCUCUUCCAGCUGAACCGCGAGGUGGACGAGCUGGAGCAGUGGAUCGCUGAGAGAGAAAUGACCGCCAGCUCCACUGAACUGGGCCAGGACUUCGAGCAUGUCACUAUACUACAGGAGAAGUUCACUGAUUUUGCGUCGGAGACGGGCCGUUUGGGUCAGGAGAGAGUGACAGCUGUCAAUCACAUGGUAGACGAGCUGAUAGAUUACGGCCACACGGAUGCGGCCACCAUCGCCGAGUGGAAGGACGGGGUGAACGAAGCCUGGGCUGACCUGCUGGAGCUGAUAGAGACCAGAGCUCAGAUGCUUGCAGCCUCACACCAGCUCCACAAAUUCUUCUCAGACUGCAGAGAGGUUCUUGCACAGAUAGAUGAUAAGCAGCGGCGGUUACCGGAGGUUCGUGCACUUCAGGACGGCUCCACUAACACCAGCGCCCUCCAAAGGCUGAUGAAAACAUUUGAACACGAUAUCCAGCUGCUGGUCGGCCAGGUGCGGCAGCUGCAGGAGAGCGCUGCACAGCUGCGGACGGUUUAUGCCGGAGAGAAGGCAGAAGCUAUCGCUCUGCGGGAACAUGAAGUGAUGCAGACGUGGAAAGAGCUGCUCAUUUCCUGUGAGGAGUGCCGCGUGCAGAUCACCACGGCAACAGACAAAUUGCGUUUUUUCGGCAUGGUCCGAGACCAGCUGAUGUGGAUGGACAGCAUCAUCUGCCAGAUCGGGACAGGAGAGAAGCCCAGGGCUCUAACGGGCUAUGGGCUGUCUGCUGCUUGCAGGGACGUUUCCUCUGUGGAGGUGCUCAUGAACUACCAUCAGAGCCUGAAGAGUGAGGUGGAGGUGCGAAACAAGAGCAUGCUGCAGUGCAUCGAGAUGGGAAAGACUCUGCUGGCUGCCCGAAACCCUGCCUCAGAGGAGAUUAAAGAGAAGCUGGAGAAGGUUCUGGCGAAGCAGCGAGAGCUGACGGAGAAAUGGGAUAAACACUGGGAGGAGCUUCAACACAUGUUGGAGGUUCAUCAGUUUGCUCAGGAGGCUGUGGUAGCUGAAGCAUGGCUGACGGCUCAGGAGCCAUUCAUUAACAGUCAGGAACUGGGCGGCAGUGUGGAUGAAGUGGAGCAGCUGAUCCGGAGACACGAAGCUUUCCGAAAAGCAGCAGCAACCUGGGAGGAGAGAUUCAGCUCAUUACGCCGUCUCACUACGGUGGAGAAGAUAAAAGCUGAGCAGAGUAAGCUCCCGCCGACCCCUCUGCUGGGCCGUAAGGUGUUUUUGGACCCUCAGGACUCCUCUCCAGCCCGCAGCAGCCCCUCCUCCCUCCUCAGACAGACCAUCUAUGAACAGGGGGAGCCUCGUGGCGAGCGAGUCACCCAGCCUUCUCCCUCAUCUGUCGUUCGCAGGCUGGGCUCCACUGUGGCCAAUUACACUCCCAUCAUGAAUGGGGCAGCCACUUACCGCAUCCAGGAGGCCAGGAACGCCGGGCUGCUCGGGGUAGCCGCCGGUCUGGGAACCACAGCGGAGCCGAAAUCCACUCAGAUCAAAGCCCAGAUCCAGAUCCCCAUCACACAGCAGAAGAUAGAGCACAUGCAUGAGGCAGUGCGCCCCCUCCUGGAGAGGGAGAGGGAUCGUCAGCAGGAGAAUGUGAUGGCGGAGGUGGUGAUGCUCCAGGAGCCCGGUGGAGGCAGAGAGAGGCUAAACAGCGGGCCGCUGGGAAGCGGGAGCAGCAGGUCAGAGCUUCAGGUAGAGCAGCAUCCUCCUCCAAGGGAGUCUCGCCUGGAGCGGCAGCUGUCCAACGAGCAGCUGAUCCAGGCGCGGAGAGACGAACUCCCCCAGGAGGUGUGGAGGGAAAAGGAGGAGCGGACCCAGAGACGGCUGGAGAGACAGACAUCCAGCGAGCAGGAGGGUCCGGCUCACGCAUACGAGACCCGCCGGAGAGAUAGACACCGACUGGAGCGGCAGGAGAGCAGCGAGCAUGAUGGCAGGGAGCAGUCAGACCGACGCUCCGGAGGAGGAGACAAAAAGUCCACCUUAGCUGAGAUUGUGGAGCAACUGCAAGAGAGAGAAGCUGCACAAGCUCGUGGAGAGAUCCCCCGCCUCCCGAACGGCUUUCCAGAGAAGACAUCUCGGCCAGACCGGCCCCGAGCCCGAGACCGACCCAAACCCCGGCGGAGACCGCGGCCCAAAGAGACGACGGCAGGAGAAACACGGCGGUCUCGAUCAGCCCCGGCUCAAAGCAGCCCACCGGUACCCCAACCGCCUACACACACUGCCCAGCACGAGGGCUUCCUCUUCCGCAAGCUCGACAUCGAGAGCCAGAAGAAGAGCUCCAACAGCAGAUCUUGGGUGAACCUGUACUGCGUGUUGAAUAAGGGUGAGCUUGGUUUCUACAAGGACUCCAAGAACAUCACCACGCCCUACAACAACGAGCCGCUUCUCAGCCUCAGCGGCUGCGCCUGCGACAUUACCAACGGGUACAAGAAGAAGAAAAAUGUCUUCACACUCAAAACUAAAGAUGGGAGUGAAUUCCUGUUCCAUGCUAAAGAUGAGGACGAUCUUAAGGGAUGGACCGCCAGUAUCACCACAAGUAUUAACGAACACGAGGAGAUUGCCAAGUGGGGGCAGCCUCAUCAUCCUACUACCUCAUCCACUGACGAGGGCACGCGGCGGGACGGCAGCAGGGCGGGCGGCUCAGAGAGGGGCGAGAGGUCCGACCGGGCCGACCGGGUCUCCGAACGCUCAGACAAGGGCGAGAAACCAGAGAAGAAAACAGGCAAGAAGAAAUGAGCAUUGACUCUACAGCGCCCUCUAUCCCUCCGAGCUUAUAGUGUUCUAAAACAGGACCUGAUUGAAAUCAGGCAGCCGGACGUGACGUGACUGCGCUGACAGUACGGAGCGCACCGCGCUCUCGCUGUCCGCCGGACUGUGGACUCAACCAGCGUUGAGUGCCCCCUGGUGGCUGCUGGAGAGAACGACACUCGGCAGCCAGCGUAUGGGCCAAAGAGCGGUAGGGAGAGGUUAAAAAAUAAAUAAAUAAAAAUGAAAAUCAAGUUCUGAGAGAUGUUACAAUGACGUAGCUGAUGAUAUUUAUUUUUUAAUUUGUUGAAAGACGAAUCCUAUACAUGUAAACUGUCUAUUUGUAUAUCGUGUGUCUCCACAUCUAACCUUAUCCGAUCUAAAGCUGAAGAGAAUGGAAAUAUGCCAAAAUUUUCUUACAAUUUUGUUUCUUUUUUCUCAGAGGAGCAU
Messenger RNA from Pygocentrus nattereri (red-bellied piranha), 8624 nucleotides. RefSeq names its product spectrin beta chain, non-erythrocytic 4. Gene Ontology annotation, biological process: actin cytoskeleton organization. The transcript is spliced from 38 exons. Gene Ontology annotation, molecular function: structural constituent of cytoskeleton; phospholipid binding; actin filament binding. The coding region runs from base 312 to 8165 and encodes 2617 amino acids. NCBI's taxonomy places the organism in Eukaryota, Metazoa, Chordata, Actinopteri, Characiformes, Serrasalmidae. The record is from RefSeq and is a predicted model, not a curated record. Gene Ontology annotation, cellular component: cortical actin cytoskeleton; cell projection; spectrin.